Messenger RNA from Trichoplax adhaerens, 1422 nucleotides. RefSeq lists its product as uncharacterized. Gene Ontology annotation, cellular component: mitochondrial inner membrane. Gene Ontology annotation, molecular function: protein-folding chaperone binding. Lineage: Eukaryota; Metazoa; Placozoa; Uniplacotomia; Trichoplacea; Trichoplacidae. The record is from RefSeq and is a predicted model, not a curated record. The transcript is spliced from 16 exons. The coding region runs from base 1 to 1422 and encodes 473 amino acids. Gene Ontology annotation, biological process: protein import into mitochondrial matrix.
AUGGCCGCAAUUCGCCAGCUUAUUGGCCUGACCAAUCGGGCACAGCCGACGCGAUCAAGACUUAUUCCCAUUUCUGCUCCAUUUAUCCAACGCUCACAUAUUCAAAGCAAAAUCUUACCUUACUCAGUUCAGAUACGUCGUAAUUUCUCGAAUCAAGGCCAAAAAGAGAAAGGAUUAUUCAGUAAAGUUUUCGAUAAUAUCAAAGAAGGUUUUGCGAAAAAUAAAGAAUUACAGGAAAACAUAAAAAAAUUCCGAGAAGAGGCUGCUAAAUUGGAACAAUCUGAAGCAUAUAAAAAGAUUUCUGAUGCAACAGAAGAUCUGGGAUCUGGCGCUGCUGACCGGAAAGCUAAAUUAGGAACGUUUCUUAGCAAAUUCAGAACAUCUGCUGGCAAGCUGUACGAGGAUGUUUCUUCUAGUGAUUUCGUUAAGAAAGGAAAAGAAGUCUCUGAAGAUUUGUCAAAUGUUGCAUCGGAAGCUGCUAAGAAGGUUUCUGAUUCUAGUAAAUCAGUAGGCGAAACGCAAACCUUUAAGACUUUUUCAGAGGGUGUAAAAACUAUAAAAGAAGAUUUAUUUGAGGAGGGCUUAAACAGAGCGCAACCGUAUCGAUCACCAGCUAAUAUCAUUGGAUAUUACUUUAUAGAAAAAUUACAUAAACGUACGGAAUCUGAUCUACAAAGUAAAAUGAAAGAUGAGCAACAAAUACAGGAAGACACAGACACUACUGGCGUUGUUCUACAUAAAGAUUCUAGGUGGUAUCAGCAAUGGAAGCAGUUUAAAGAUAAUAAUCCUGUCGUUAACGGUCUGUUUAACCUAAAAAUGAAGUAUGAUGAAAGUGACAAUGUCGUCAUUAGAGCUACACGAGUUGUAACAGAUAGAUUAUCGGAUGCCUUUAGUGGCAUUUUUUCACCAUCGGAAAUGUCUCAAACGUUAGCCGAAAUAUCAAAAAUUGAUCCUAACUUUAGCAAAGAAAAAUUUCUUUUACAUUUCCAACAUCGAAUUAUGCCCUCUGUAUUAGAAGCUUUUCUAAGAGGCGAUUUACCUAUUCUUAAAGAUUGGUGCCACGAAUCGGCUUAUAGCGUUUUGGAGGCUAGAAUAAAGCAGUUGACUGGAAUGGGCCGAAAACUAGAUUUUAAAGUACUAGAUGUCAGAGAUAUAGAUAUUGCGAUGGCAAAAAUUAUGGAACAAGGACCUGUAUUAGUGAUGACCUUCCAGGCGCAGCAAAUUCUAGUUUUACGAGAUAGCUCAGGUAAAGUUGUUGAAGGAGAUGAGAAUCAUAUUGAAAAUGUUCAGUAUGUUUGGGCGAUGUGUAGAGAUCAAUCAAUCUAUGAUGCCCAUUCAGCAUGGAGAGUAUUAGAAUUUGCUAUGCAAGCAUCUUCUUCGUGGUUGAAAACCGUAUAUAAAGGCUAUGUGCGCCGCGCCUAG